This is a messenger RNA of Pocillopora meandrina, 3679 nucleotides long. Lineage: Eukaryota; Metazoa; Cnidaria; Anthozoa; Scleractinia; Pocilloporidae. The record is from the annotation of a GenBank genome assembly.
GUCGCGUUCGAGGAGCAAUCAACUUUGAAACAUGGGUGGUAUGAUCAGUGGUUUGUUCAAGGGUCUCUUUGGCAAGAAAGAAAUGAGAAUCCUUAUGGUUGGUCUUGAUGCUGCUGGGAAAACCACCAUUCUGUACAAGCUGAAGUUGGGAGAAAUUGUCACAACGAUUCCUACAAUUGGUAUGUGCACUACGACUCUGGCGGACGCCAUGACAGUGCGUUCUAUCGCGUGUUUCCAUUCAUUGUUUAACAUCGGGUUUUGACAAAAUCUUGAAUUUUUUCUUCGCAGGUUUUAAUGUGGAAACAGUAGAAUAUAAGAACAUAAGUUUUACAGUGUGGGAUGUCGGCGGCCAAGACAAAAUCAGACCUCUUUGGCGACACUACUUCCAAAAUACGCAAGGUACCUCAACAGAUUGCCGUUUUUGAAUUACUCGUAGUGGUUUGCAAUAUCCAAAGGAAUAGUCUUUGUGCGUUGAUCUAUGCUGAUCUACUAGUCAUCUGUCUAAAUUUUGUUUUUCGUUUGUGAUCAGGUUUAAUCUUCGUAGUGGAUAGCAAUGAUCGCGAGCGAGUUGGUGAAGCAAGAGAAGAGUUGAGUAGGAUGUUGAACGAAGACGAACUUAGAGAUGCAAUUCUUCUCGUGUUCGCCAACAAACAGGUAGGAAGGAAAUAAACUCUCGUGGCACUUAAUUUUUAAGGCUAAGUUUAGUCGUUUAUUAGUUGACAGUACUUUACAGAGUCAAAUUCCCCGCGUAUGACUAUGUUGCAAUCAUUGAGAGGCAAUCGUGAAAAUUUAACUGACAGUUCUUACACUCAAUCACUUAAUUUCCUCUGGUGUUCAGAACGUUUCCUACCAUCUUUCGUUUUCGUCUGGAAUGCAAACGAAACAUUUAUAAUUUUGUGAAUUGUCCUGUGGAUUAAAUUGAAAUACUGUAUAGUUAUUUGUUUGUGUUUUGAUUUUGAGCUAUAUAAUUUUGGUCACGGAAUAAGUGUGCAUAGAAUUUCACAGUUCACUUAAGAGCACGGUUCGAGAUUUAAAUGCUUUGCUUCGAGCUAUGGAACAAUAAAGCAUUUAAGAACUUUUUACUUUCAAGGAAAAAGGCAAGGUAAUUGUAGAUGGAUGUGAGGGGCCAGAGAGUUGUGGCAUUGUAAUUAUUUGUAGGAUGAAGCUUUCCACAACCAGCCUUUGUUGCAUUAAAUAGUAAAUUUUGGUUUUCAUCGAAAUUUUGUCUCAAAAAUAUGUCAUGUUGACACCAGGUUUAACUUUUAUAUGUAUUCAUAUCCAUCUAUAAUUAACUGUGAUCUAUUUAUGCAUACCACAUUUUACAUAGGAAUACCCUAAAACUUUGGUAAUGGCACCAUUGUGCUGGUCAGGGGUACACCUUCCCCAUUUUUUCCUCCUGCUGGUUUUAAGGGGUGUCUGUGUCUGGCUUUGAAGCAAUUAGUUUUGUCUCAAUCUUCUAUAACUUUGAAGACAUAUUGGUGCUAAGUGAAUGAUGCACUGUUUUGGCUGGCUUGUGUGCCCAUUCGAGUAGUUGGGGCAAAAUCACUAAAAGUUAUCAAAAGGGAAGAGAUGUUGUGGCCUAAUAGUGAAAUAGCCUUACUCUGGGGAAAGAGGUGUAGGUGUAAAAAUGAUCAAGUUCAGCAGUUUGAUCAAUUGUCUGACUUUUUCAUGCACUGAAAAUUACUCUGUUCUCUAAAGGAGAUUAGAGCUUCUGCAAAAUCAUAUUCUAUGAAAAGAAUGACUGUUUAUCAAUAAAGUAAUAUAAUUCUGUUUACUGAGUUGAAAAAUUACUUAAAAAGCACUUUUCUAGUAUUAAGUAGGGCUAUAUUUGAUAAUAUCUUAAGCCUCUAGUCACUGUUUUUGUUUCUUUUUAUUUUCUGGACAUAUUUGGUAAAGGAGUGGGAAGUUGAACAUUGAAUGCAAAUACAAUCUAAGUGGGAGUGUUCAUCAACCAGCUGGAUUUGUUGUUGUUGUUGUUUUUAUUUUUAUUAUUUUUUUCAUGUACUAGAAUUUUACUUUGUGCUUAAACUUUAAGCUUGACCAUGGGACUAUGAUAGCUAUCUCACCAAUCACUCAAUCUAUUUCUAUUAGCAAAUGCUGUGACUUAGAAAGUUUUGAUUAACCUUAGCUCUGUAAAGGUCAACUCAUGCUGUAAUUUCUGUCAGCUUGGUUAUUCAUCAGGUUUAAAUGAAUGUACAAGAAGACAUGCCUUUAGGCAAUUGUCAGUCAGCUCCCUUCCAUGGUAAUUGCUGCACAAUGAAACAGAGCAGCAUGUUAACAAGGGAAUGCAUAGGAGUUUUAUAGUCUUAUUUUAUGUUUAUCAUCUGUUGCAUUUUUAUAUCCAAUGAAAUAAAAAAUAUGACUUUGUAUAAUCAGAUUUGAGAAUUUAGUUUUCCUGUUGAAGAAAAUAAGAAAUGGUAUGUUAGGGCUAUGAUCAUUUCAGGAUUUUGUAAAAUUUAGAAUUUUAUAGUAGUAGUGGAGAAGUUUUUGACAGAGGUACAGCAUAAUUUGAUUUAGAAAGAAAACUUGCACUUUUCAAAUAGAAAUGAAAAUUUGUUGUUUUGCAGGAUUUGCCCAAUGCUAUGAAUGCCGCAGAAAUAACAGACAAGAUUGGCUUGCACAACUUAAGAAAUCGUACAUGGUACAUCCAAGCUACAUGUGCAACAAGUGGAGAUGGUUUAUAUGAAGGACUUGACUGGCUAUCAUCACAGUUGAAAAAGCAAAAUUAAUAUCGGUGAAUGUGAAGUCAUACAUGUAAUAAUCAAGGGCAAAGACAGUUUAAUAGGGGAAUUAAGAUCCAUCCAGUGGCUCUGAAAUCAUGCCUUAUUGCACAUUCAUUAGUUAAUUAUUUCACUGCUUUAUUGUCAUAGAAAGUAAUUAAACAGACUGUUCAUUUUUUCGCUGUUAGUAAAAUCAAUGAUUGAGAGGUUAUUCAGCAAUACAAGGCAUUUCAAUGUCCGAGCAACUUUCCCUUUGCCAUUUGUUAUUCAUUGUUGUACCAUAAAAUGGCAAAUAUUCAAGUAUGUUAAUAACAUCACAAAAUAGUUUUCAAUGGAAUCAUCUACCAAUCUGGAGUACAAGUUCUGCAGACAAGCCUGCUGCAUGUUAAUGCUGAGUUAUUUUUUCCAUGUAAAACAAAUAAAGUAUUAUAUCUAAAUGUUGCCUAUUUUGCAUGCCUUUGUCAAAAGAAGCAUUUUUGAUUUUUAAAUUUCCCUAGGUUUGCCUCUUGACUUCAAAUCUUGAGAGUGUUUUCUUUCAAGCAUUUUCAAACAUCAGAAUCCAGUAACAAUUCUUAACUGUGACAUCUGCAAUAUACAGUGAGCUAGUAUGAGAUUACUGUACAUACAUGUACUCUAUUGCUUUGCAUUUUCCUGUGAGAGUUUUUCUGGUGACAAGUAUUUGCUAAGGUGUACACAAAGUCAUCAAAGAUCCAAAAUGAGUUGCCAAUACUGAAGCGAUGUGUGCUCUGGAGAGGCUUGAACUUGUUAUGUUAGAGCAGCACUAAGGGUUUACUUAAGAAAAAUGGCUGUUGUUGUUGAAGGGUUUUUCAAGAUUACUCUUAUUUCUCGGUGUCUGUCUAAUAGUAAUAUUAAAAAAUACUUUCAACUGAUAUCUGACAGAGCUAGUGUCUUGCGUUGAAGACAAGUGCAAGCAAAUUCUAAUAAAAUUCUUUUUGAAG